Phacochoerus africanus (Common warthog) is the source of this 5047-nucleotide messenger RNA. RefSeq names its product beta-1,4-N-acetyl-galactosaminyltransferase 3 (gene B4GALNT3). Lineage: Eukaryota; Metazoa; Chordata; Mammalia; Artiodactyla; Suidae. The record is from RefSeq and is a predicted model, not a curated record. The transcript is spliced from 20 exons. Gene Ontology annotation, cellular component: Golgi cisterna membrane. Gene Ontology annotation, molecular function: acetylgalactosaminyltransferase activity. Bases 39 to 3056 code for a protein of 1005 amino acids.
GGCGCUAAGAUCUGGCCGGGGCUGGGGGGCGCGGCGCCAUGGGGGGCCCCCGGGCCGCGCGGCUCCUGUUGCUCCAGCGCCCGGUCAAGCUGCUGCGAAGGCGCUUCCGGCUGCUGCUGCUGCUCGCCCUGGUGUCCGUGGGGCUCUGGACUCUUUAUCUGGAACUGGCGGCGUCGGCCCAGGUCGGCGGGAACCCCUUGAACCGGAGGUAUGGCAGCUGGAGAGAACUGGCCAAGGCUCUGGCCAGCAGGAACAUUCCAGCUGUGGAUCCACACCUCCAGUUCUAUCAUCCCCAGAGGCCGGGCCUCAAGGAUCAAGACUCUGCGCAAGGUGGAAGCGGUAACAGCAGCUACCUGAAGUGGAAUAAGCCAGUCCCCUGGCUCUCAGAGUUCCGGGGCCGUGUCAACCUACAUGUGUUUGAAGACUGGUGUGGCGGCUCCAUCCAGCAGCUGCGGAGGAAUCUCCACUUUCCGCUGUACCCCCACAUCCGCACAACCCUGAGGAAGCUGGCUGUCUCCCCCAAGUGGACCAACUAUGGCCUCCGAAUCUUUGGCUACCUGCACCCCUUCACCGAUGGGGAGAUCCAGUUUGCCAUUGCUGCCGACGACAACGCAGAAUUCUGGCUGAGCCGUGACAAUCAGGUCUCAGGGCUGCAGCUGCUGGCCAGUGUGGGCAAGACUGGAAAAGAGUGGACUGCCCCUGGAGAGUUCGGGAAAUUUCGGAGUCAGAUUUCCAAGCCAGUGAGCCUGUCAGCCGCCCGCAGGUACUACUUUGAAGUGCUUCACAAGCAGGACGCGGAGGGCACGGACCAUGUAGAAGUUGCGUGGCGACGGAAUGACCCUGGGGCCAAGUUCACCAUUAUUGACUCGGCUUCCCUGUCCCUCUUCACAAAUGAGACAGACCUAAGGAUGGAUGAGGUGGGUCACAUCCCCCAGACAGCAGCCAGCCAUGCAGGCUCCCCAGACGCUCUUCCCAGCAAGGAGCAGCCCCCCGCUGACAUGCUACAGCCAGACCCCCGCGACACCCUCUAUCAAGUGCCUUUGAUCCCCAAGUCUCAUCUCCGAUACGUCCUGCCUGACUGUCCCUACAAACCCAGCUACCUGGUAGACGGGCUCCCUUUGCAGCGCUAUCAAGGACUCCGGUUUAUUCACUUGUCCUUUGUUUACCCCAAUGACUACACCCGCCUGAGCCACAUGGAGACACACAACAAAUGCUUCUACCAGGAGAACACCUACUACCAGGACAGGCUCAGCUUUCAGGACUACAUCAAGGUUGACCAGCCUCAGAAGCAGGGGCCGGAGGAACCAGCAGGUUUCGAGGAAGGCCUUCUAGAAGAUUCCCAGUAUGGAGAAGCGGUAGAGGACACCCCUGCCCCAGAUGACGAGAAGGAUCAGACACCAGAGGGGAAACAAGGGCCCUCCACUGCCCCCGGGCAGGACGCCAGCGACCGCAGCCUCCGAAGCCUGCGGAGGCUCCUGGCUUGGUCCCCGGAGGGCCUACCAGCGCCUGCUCCCAGGCAGAACUCCUCGGCCCCCUUCCCAGUAAGGACCAGCAACAUCCUGGUCCAGCCAGCAGAGAAGAGACUGAGGAAACCCAGCCCUGAACCCCAACAGGAUCCACGUCCUCCUGACAAGCGGCCCCCGGGGCACCCGGUAGGGCGUCUGCCUCAGGUGAAGAAGCCCAGGCCGGCGAGUGAGAGCCCUGGGAAGAUGCUGGGGCAGUCCCAGUGGCUGAAUCAGGUCGAGUCGUACAUCGCAGAGCAGAGAAGGGGUGACAGGAUGGAACCUCCCGACCCCGGGAGGGGUUGGCCUGUGGAGGGGGAGGUGGUGGCAGCAGCCGCAGGCCAGGAAGGCCAGGCGGAGGGGGAGGACGAGGGGGAGGAGGAGGGCGACGAGGAGGAGGAGGAGGACGUGAGUGAGGUGCUGGAGUACCUGUCCAUGUUUGACCCGGUGGUGAACUGGGACCGGACCUUCAGCGCCCGCAACCUGGACUUCCAAACCCUGCGGACCGACUGGAUCGAUCUGAACUGUAACACGUCCGGCAACCUGCUGCUUCCCGAGCAGGAGGCUCUCGAGGUCACACGGGUCUUCCUGAAGAAGCUCAACCAGAGGAGCCGGGGGAAGUACCAGCUGCAGCGCAUCCUGAAUGUGGAGAAACGGCAGGACCAUCUCCGUGGGGGCCGCUACCUCCUGGAGCUCGAGCUGCUGGAGCAAGGCCAGCGCCUGGUGCGGCUCUCCGAGUUCGUGUCCACACAAGGCUGGCAGGGCAUCGAUGCAGCUGGUGGGGAAGAGGCCGAGGCCCGGAACCUGCAGGGCCUGAUUUGGAGCCCACAUGACCGCCGGAGGCACGUCCUGAGCCUCCGGGCCCCAGAGCCCAAGCUGUGCUGGCCCCAGGGCUUCUCCUGGAACCACCGCGCCAUGGUCCACUUCAUUGUGCCUGUAAAGAACCAGGCACGCUGGGUGCAGCAGUUCAUCCGAGACAUGGAGACGCUGUUCUGGGUCACUGGAGACCCACACUUCAACAUCAUCAUCACUGACUACAGCAGUGAGGACAUGGAUGUCGAGAUGGCCCUGAAAAGGUCCAAGCUGAGGAGUUACCAGUACCUGAAGCUGAGUGGGAACUUCGAACGCUCGGCCGGACUCCAGGCUGGUGUGGACCUGGUGAAGGACCCGCACAGCAUCAUCUUCCUCUGUGACCUCCACAUCCACUUCCCCGCCAGCAUCAUCGAUACCAUCCGCAAGCACUGUGUAGAGGGCAAGAUGGCCUUCGCCCCCAUGGUGAUGAGGCUGCAAUGUGGGGCCACCCCCCAGUGGCCUGAGGGCUACUGGGAGGUGAAUGGAUUUGGGCUGCUUGGCAUCUACAAGUCUGACCUGGACAGGAUCGGCGGCAUGAACACCAAGGAGUUCCGAGACCGCUGGGGUGGGGAGGACUGGGAGCUGCUGGACAGGAUCCUCCAAGCAGGCCUGGAAGUGGAACGUCUCUCCCUCCGCAACUUCUUCCAUCACUUCCAUUCCAAGCGAGGCAUGUGGAAUCGCCGCCAGAUGAAGAUGCCGUGAUCCCGAGGGGUGGCCCACUGGACCGACCGCUUCCUGCCCCUGGACCGCAGUUGCUCGGCCGGUGCCCACUCACUGCUGGAGGAGACGAGGGGAGCAGGAGCCAUGCUGGGCCCAAGGGGCCUCCAAGCCAACGCCCCCUGCACCGGCAUGCAUCCUUGUGGGACAAGGCUGAGGCCUGCUCUCCACCCCGGGCCUCUGGAGGGAGGACUUUGGGAGGGGAGCCCGGAGAUGGUACACAGACGGAGCAGCUCCCGGGAAGGUCGGCAGAACCAGGCCGAGGAAGGAAAGUGCUGCUUGGUGGAUACCAGCCUGAUCCGGGAGGUGCGGUCCAGGAUCUGCCUGGUGCUCCUCCAGAGAACAGUGACCAGGGACUGGAAGCUCUUCUAUUGGAGUAUUUUAUUGGGUUUUAUUUUUUUAACAGAAAACCAAAACUGAAACUGUCCAGGUGCAGCAUAAACUGUGAGGUGGGCAGAGCCGUGCAUUUAGGGAGGGUCCCCCUUGCAUACCUCAGACCCACUCCCGGGUACAGGUGUGUUCUCAGUCCUUCACCUGGCAGCUGACUUAUAGCCGAGGAGCUGGCCCCACGUGGAGAGUUCUCAGCUCCAUCCUAGACCUGUGCCUCCAGGCCACGCAUAUCUAUCCCAGGCAGCUGGCCACCGACUAGGGCAUUAACCUUACUCUCCAGGCGGCGCUCACUCCAGACCCACCAGACGCACAGAACUGGCCUCCUCUUCCGGGGGCUGCAGGGGGCUGGGCACCAGAAGCUGGUGGGCGGUGGGCCCCUCACUCCCUGUGUUGGGUGGAUAGGCCGUGCAGAAUGGGCAAGGUGGGGAAGGCAGGGACAAGAAGCCCUUUUCCCAUCCCAGGCACCUGUGGGCUGGGGCCUUGGGGACUACAUGAAACAGAGAGGGAAGGGGGUGAGGGUGGGUCCAGCAGGAAGGGAUGGGAAGGGAAGUAGAAAGCUUGAGUCCUCACAGCCCAGCGCCCUCCUGCAGGGAGAGCCCCAGGCAGCCCCCUGGGGGAUGGGUGAAUGGGUGACACUCUGAACUGGAAAACAGGGACCAGGGCAGAAGGUUUGGGGAGACACGUGUAUGGCUGAGAUAUCUCCCCACUGGGAGCAGCGCUGGAGGACUGAAAAGUGAAGCCGUUUCAAGGAACGUGGCCCUUGGCCUUUGUAGUCUGGGGCACCCUUUCUGUCACCCCCAUCUCGCACUUAUCUUGCACUAAUAACUCCAGGUGCCUUUGCAGCUGGGGAGUCUUCUGCUGCUGCUGCCUCUUGCCACUGCUGCUGAGUCACCUGCGGUGCAUUGGACACUGCAUCUUGCACCCCAGUGUCCUGUUAGGGAGGUGAGCGCGGGGCUCCCCUCUGUGAAGAAGGGCUUAUUGGGGUGCAGCAGGGCCCAGGCCCCAUGCUGUGACAAAGGCCAAGUCACGGCACCUGGGGCGGCAGGGUCUACCUGGUGGCCCUGCACUCACUAAGAGCUUAAAUUUAGCAUAUGGGAGAACAGAGCCUCUCAAGAACCUUCUGGAGGUUGAAGAGAAUGCCUGCCUCCCUCAAGAAAUCAGGAAGGACACAGACUUUUCAAUGAAUAGAUUGUGGUUUGUGGAUACCAUAUCUGCCCCCGGGCUCGGUCUUUUUAUUGUCCCUGUUCAGGCUCCUUCCCUUUGUGAAAGGGCUGUAGGGAGUAGGCAAGAGCUGCCUGAGGUGACAGGCUUCUCUCUGGGGCCACUCUUGUCCCUGGGCACUGCCCUGAAAGGCCCGAGCCCACGCAGGCAGCCCUCCCAUUUCACCCUCCUGAUGACAGGAGCCCGCCGGCUCCCCUGCCCAGCCCGCCACCCGCUCCGCCCUGGCCAGUGCCUUGCAUUUGGUGUUUGUUACCUCCACUCCGUCUGCCUUAACGGGGAGGGCCUGGCCCCGCCCCGACUGUCUGGGGACACGUGUAGGGUUGGGGGAGGGAAGCAUUAAUACAGCAUCUUCUCAGAAAACCAAA